UCCUCCUCCACGUUACACAGAGUGGCGGACGGACGUUUGUUUGGCUUCAAUUGAUUCGAACUCGGGAAGUGAGACACCGAACACUCCCUCGCGAACCUACUCAAUGACAGCUGACUUUCUUUCUGUCAGUGUUCGAAAGUGCGACAGGCAUUCAGAACAGACUAUUUGUGUGGUACUUGUGUGACACAAACGCAUAAGUCAAAAUUGAAUUAUUGGUGACGUGCGACAACUAGCGGUCUGCUGAUGUGAUAUAGUUCCGAAAUAAUUCAGGACGUGAUAUUAAUACCCUUUUGUAUACACAUAGAUAACACGAUCAUUGAAAGAAAAGUGGAAAUAAGUUUGUAUGAGGUCCUCUUAAUGAGGAUUUGAAAGUCCUUUUAUUAAGGACGAAAACGUCCCACAAAUAGAUAAAGUUCGAACACUGGUAUCGAUUAAAUAACCGUAAUGGUUCCACUUUAUUCCAUCGAUGAAAUUACCUCGAAAGCAUGUUUUACCACCCGCCUAUCGGAAAAAUGCCUCAAAAGAGGCAUCCGGCCAUGAAUGGAAUGUGCAGGAAUAUUAUAAUCAUUAUUCCUGACGGGACUGUCCGAACGAAACUGUUCAACCAUUCAACUCCCCCGACUUAAGCCCAGCUGUUCGAAGCGCUUCGGAGCUUCACGAACCAGGGAGAGAGAGAGGAGGAGGAGGCCGAUCAGAGAAAAUUGGCUCAAGGUGAACGAUUCCAACCCCGUUCUCUUUUAAUCCGGGCCGUUGAUUGGGCGGAUUUUUCGCGCUUUCAUCACCCUUUGCCAAUCAGCGAGUGUGAUGAGAGUGGCACCAUAUCUUCACCACCGCGCAAACGACACAAACGAGCGCCGUUGUCCGGUGGGAGUGUUCAAAAGACCGUGGAACCCCGGCUCCUGAAAAAGUGGUUCCGAGGAGACCCGGAGUCUUUACCCAGAAGAAGAAGAAGAAGAGGAGGAAGACGAAGGACGACAACAAUAACAACAACAACAACAUAAAACACUCGUGAGAUCCCAGGUCACUCAUUAAAACAAAGUCCCAAGACCCGAGGUCACUUCUUCGUCGAAGAAGAAGAGGAACAACAACACUAAAACAACAACAACAACACGUAAGUGCCCCCCCAAGAAAACAAAAACAAAAAUGAUGGACAUGGUGAAGACGCAGUUGGCCAUCGGGGCUUACUCCUUCGUGGCCUGGAUCGUCCUGUACCUGUUGAUUUCGACCAUACUGCGUAUGUGGGCCAGGACGAGCCACCUCUCCGACUACCACCGGGCGCAGGUCGCAGAAUCCUUCGUUUCGGGCGUGCAGGGCGUCGCCUGCGCCGUGGUGGGCGUCGCCACCGUGUCCGCCUGCAGGCACGAUGUCAUGGGGGCAAAGUAUCCGCUGGCGCUCUACUACUCGUCUAUCGGGACGGCCUAUUUCAUCUACGACCUGUGGGCCAUGUACAUGAGCCACUACCCCAAGCAGGCCCGCGGCGGCCCCGUCGCCUUCUUCUUGUCGUACCUCCACAAGAACGUCCUCAUGAUCCUCCACCACAUAGCCAUCAUUUUUGUCCUCUUCCCCUCCCUCGUGUACUAUUCCUCCAUGGGUGACUUUUUCUGCGGGUGCUUCUUCUGCACGGAGCUCUCCACCCCGUUUGUCAACGCCCGCGUCAUUCUCAGCCGUUUAGGCCUCAAGAACUCCAAACUCUAUGUGGUCAAUGGGCUCGUGAUGCUGACGGUGUUCGCCAUGUGUCGCGUCGCACUCUUCCCCUUAAUGUACGCAGCCUACUUGAGCCAGCAGACGAUCGCUCCGUCUCAUAUCCAGGCCCUUUUGUCUGUGCCCCUGAGGUGUCAUUUGUCAUGCCUUGUCGUCCUAGCACCGCAAAUCUAUUGGCUAAGCCUGAUGGUCAAAGGCGCAUUGGCAGUUUUAAGGAAAGAUGCCUCAAGUCUAAUAGACAAGGAUGAUUGAUGAUCCUUUAAGUUAGUUUUUGCAAGUGGUCCUUGAAUAUUCUUAUUGUUUGUAUUUAUGAAAGUAUAAAGUGGAACUAAGGCUUACCUAUACUGUGUACUUUGUCUCAAAGAGUGGCGUAUGCCUAGAUUGAGUAAAUAAGAUCUGAAGACAAGAAACUGUAUGUGGGGUAAGUUUAAUGUACAGUCGGGUAUUAAUGUUGACAUGUCCUUAAGCCUCAUUGCAAUUACCGAGGGAUGCUUUAUUAAAGAAAGAAUUUAUCAAAGACUAGAUUUUCUGUAAGUUGUUUAUAGUAGCCUAAUGUAAUUGUAAAUAAUGAGUUGUGAUAUAUAGAAAGUCUACUUAAACAAUUGUUUAUUCAGUAUGAAGAUUUUUGUAUUUAAGCACCAAAGUUUUAUUUAAACAGAAUUUGUUGUUGGCUGUCUUGUUAGAUCUGUCAAUUAAUCUACUAAAAAUCUGUUAUAUAUGAAUCUGUAGCUGUUAAUAUUUUGUAUAGGCCCAGUUAUGUUAGGAUUUGUAAAGUUAGCUAUGGUUAUAUUAUUCCCUGUAAAGUCAAUAAUAUAGAGUAUUUUCAUUCCAAUCAUUAACUAAAGUUUUUCAACCUUUAUAUUUUGAAUAUGUCAGCCAUGUAAGUUAGUGCCAAAUACGAAAUUUAUGGUGAAGAAUUAACAUAGUUGUAAUAUGAUAAAAGACAAGGGAUUAUAAUGUAUAUCAAUAUAUUUAGCUUUCUUAAAUACUUCAGGGAAAAAAUAAAAGUCAUGCCAGUUUAGUUCAUCAGAGUGAACCAUAUAUUUCAUGUUCUAGUUCAUAGCUAUGUGUGGAAAAACCACCAAAGCUAUUGGGUUAUCACAAGUAAUCAGCAGCUAUGAUUUAGAAACGCAGUGGACAGUAUCAAUUAUUACUUUUUGCUGAUGAGGAUAAUUUCUUCACAAAUUUUUGACUGCAAUGAUUGAAAAAAAUUGUAUUGUCAAGCAUGAUUGUUUGGAUCCUGUCACCUAAUGGUACUAGUUUCUAGUGGAGUACAAACAAGAACCUUUUGUGUGAGAGUAUUCCUCAGUGUAAACUUGAAUCAGUGGUUUGAACUUGGUAACACGGUAGUUAAGUGGUGCCAUCACCAUGCACUUUUUCUUAAGCCACUGUUGAGUAGAGAUAUCUUGCUGCCUUCUACCAAACUUGAAAUGCUCAAACUUAUAUGAGUUUGAUUUUCUGCUAGAUCUUGGAUGUAACAAAAUAAAAAAAAACUGAACAGCCGAAGUAUGAAGAACAUUAGCAAGUGUAGGGCUGUUUUACGUCCUUUGUAUCUUUUGGAUCCCCAUCAAUGUUGUUACGUCUGUUGAAUCUUCCCUUGUGAGGAGUGUUUGAGUUAUUCCUCUUCUCAGUUGAAAAAGUUUGGGAAGAAAUGGAGGAAGGCUAAAAAGUGUUCUCUUGCGUCGUCAGGUGAGAAUACUGUAGCAUUCUGCAUCCCACUUAGUCCGAUACUGGAUGAAAAGGUGCUUGUUGAUGGCCAGUGAGCAAAGCUUUCCACCUACCACCAGUUAACCAUCUGGUUACCAAGUUUCGAUGACUGAUCCAUGUUUGUGCUAAGGGAUACUCCUACAUGGAAUGUUAUGUUUUGUAUACCUAGGAAAAAUACAAAUUGCUUUAAAACUUUGUGAUUUUUGGGCCAUCUUCUAAGGGUAAUUUUUCUGUGAUAAAGUAACCUAUAGAUGGCACCAGUUUAAUGGAACUGUAGCAGAGUCUUAUGACUGAUAGUAUAAUUAUUCACAGUAAGAUUGUAUGUAAAAUACGACACAGUUAAUCUUAAAUGUGGUAUAUUUUUGACACUUUGUAGUGUGUAUGUAAAAAAAAAUUGUAGAAUUCUCUGUAAGCAUUAUUAUUACACAGUAAUUUAGGAUAAUUCAAAGUCAGUGAUCUGACCCAUGAUCUCUUUAAAGUUAACUCGGGGAUGGCAGAUUAAAGUGCCACAUUUUAUAGGAAAAGGUUGAGUAAAAAUGCUGAAAUUGAUGAAAAAAAAAGCAUUGCUGUGAUAAAGUUCUUUUUAGAAUUGGAAUAUUGAAAACAAAACCAUGCUGUUUCUCAUAUACUUAUUGGAAGGCAACAAUAUUUUAUCAUUGUUGUAUUAAAGUGAUUAGCACUGCUACUUUUCCAUUGUAAUGUAAUGAAUGUUGGUCUCAAAGUAGAACAUAUGAAGUGUUUGGAGAAGCUUUUUGCAUUUUUGUGUAUUUUGUGUAUUUUAUUUUUGGAGAAGUGCUUAUGUUAGAAAGUGUUGACAAAGUGUUCUCUGUGCAGUAACAAGUUCUGUGUAGAUAGAGAUGUGUUAGCUAUUUAUUUUAUGUAGGUAUAUGUUGUAUGUAGAGGUUUAGAGUGUUUUAUAUACAUGCAUUUUUUUGUAUUUGUUCACAAUGCAGUAUGUAUAUGCCUGAUUUAUUUGUGGGUGUUACAGUCAUGUACAUACAUUUUUCUCAAUGCUCUAAUAUCAUAAUGUAUAGCACUUAGAAGGGCAAGAAAGGAUGUAUAUAAUAUAUACGUAUAGUAUCUAAACAUGGACCAAAAUAUCAGUCAAGGCUGGCAGUUACCCUUACUCUUGCUCCAUGUACUAUUGAGUUUCAUUUGUUUUAGGUCAGUUUGGAUAGAGCCUUUUCAUUUUUUUCUUUUUUUUUUCAGACAAAACCCUUCAUAGUACAUUAGUAGCCAAGGUACAGUACAGUAUAUUGUAUCAGCAGCUUUUACCAACAUUUCUCUUGAGUUUACUUACUUAUGAAUUCCAGCAUGGGCUGCUUAACCUUACUCGUCGUAGAGGGCAUAAUAGGAAUGUUUCCAUCUUGAUCUUACUCCAGUCUCGCAUCCUUUGAAAUGAUUUUUCCUGGAUAUUUUUCAUCUUCCCACACAAGUUAAUUGCUAGAUCUCAUUGAUUAGAAAGUAUACUUUUGUGAUAUGUGCUUUAAGGAAUUCAGAUUACUGUAAAGAUUUGCUCUGAAUGAACGUUGAUUCAGUACUAUAAGGAUGUGAAAUAGAAAUUCAUUCCGGAACAUUUGAGACAUGAAAAAUAGUCAUGUUAAAAUAUUACUUAUAAAUUUCAUAUGGUAAAGCUUAAACAUCAUAAUUUAGUGUUUAAGAGUAUUUAUGUUGUAUAGUGUUCAUAUGUACUUGAUAUAUUUGAUCCUGCUCAAUAUUUUUCUUACAGAAAAUAGAAUACAUAUGCUGUACAUAAGAAGGUGAAGUUUGCAUAGUAAGAUUUACAGGAGGAAAUUAGUAAAUGUAUUGUGUAGAUAGUAAUACGUAAUUAUUAACUGUACUGUUAAUGAAUGCGAGCAUAUCAGUACUGACAUAAAGGGUAGUGUAUGCCUUGCUCUUAUUGCACUACAUAAUUUUUGGGCAUUGCCCAGGAGAUUAAUUUCUAAAGCUAUCCUUCAGUGUUACCUGCUGGCAUGGCUGUUGCUCUUGUACACUUUGAUUUAUAUAUGGCUAGUAGGUUCAUAGCAUCUAAAUUUAUGGGCUGAUCUUCAAAGACCAACUCCAACUUUUUAUUAGUUUUGCCGAGGAUGUCUUUAGUUUUUGCAAUAACGUACAUAUGUUUUAACUGAGGUUUUUUUCUCCCUUUUCUACCAUGCAGCUGCUCUGACACAUCACCAAUACUGGUUAUGAGGAGAAUUAAUUUUGUAUAGAAUGCCCACUUAGAAAUACAAAAUAAAUUUCAGUUUUCCUUAGAAGGAGACGAGUUGACUAGUGCGGCAGGUGAGAUGGUAAGGGAGGUUGACCAUAGGAGAGGUGUGCAGUUUGUGAUUGGUCCACAUCUAUUUAGGCAUUUCUUGCUAAAAGGAGAUGUUGAUGGUUAUUUUGUCUCUUGGAAGAUUUCCCACCCCCCCCCCUCUCAAUAAUGCUAAGUUGAUAGGCUUUGAGAUGAGAUUUUUAUUUUUUAUUAUCAUUAUUAUACUUAGUUCGUCAGAUAUUAAGGGGGUGAUUGGGAAUACAAUGGUAUAUAAUAAGUUUUACAAGGAAAAAUGCUCACAAAUUUUUGGGCAUGUUAAAAUUGCCUUUAGUUUUUUUUAGUUUCUAGCAACAUCUUGGAAGUUAUGUUAUGUAAUUCUUGUCACACUAUUUGGAAAAGGACUGAAAUGAGGAAGUCACUUGUGCUGAUAAUUAAAAGAAAGUAAAGUUCAGAAUUUGAGAGCCAUGUUAUAUGUUCUUGGGAGGUUCAUAGAUGGCUUUUGAAUGGAGCCAUGUUUUGUUGCAUAAUUUUACUUAGUGGCUUCAGUGACCUUAUCAAUAACUUUGUGUAUAAGUAUUGUUUUAUAUUCUAAGAUAUCAAUGCCCAUUCUGUAAGUUGCCAGUUUUACACGUUGUGGAAAGACAAAGGCACUAGUCAAACAUUCUGAGUCUUUGAUAUACCCUAGGAAGUACUAUUAUACAUUAAUGAUGUUAUAUAGUAUGUUGAAUACAUGACACUUAUUACGUAAAAUACAUCCAGUGGCUUAAGUAAAUGUUUCUUACCUACACAGGAGAACUGUUAUUCAAAAACAAAAUUUUAUGUUAUAGAAAAGCUAAUGAAUGCUUUGAGUGGCUUUACAAAAUAUAAAGGAAACUAUUGAUAUUGGUUGCAUAAGAGAAUGUCACAAACUAGAAUUUAACUGAUAAUUGAGCUUGGUUAGCUAUGAUGUGGCUGACUUCAUUCAAGAAAUAUCUCCAUGAGUUAAGUACAGAAAUACCAGUAAAACUACUUAGUAAAUGAUGUAGGAAUGGGGUGUGGUCAGCAUGGUCAACUAUUAUGGUUAACAUCUACAGAUUUUAAUGCUGUGUUAAACAGUACAUAAGGGAAAAUAUUUCUUUUAGAAUGAAGUUAUAUUUCCUAGGAGUUCUGUACUUUCUAGCUAGUGUAUGUACUGUGAAUGAAACAGAUAAAUUUGUUGAAGUUACUGUGUGAUAUAAUGUACCUAUGAUGCUCAUGAUGGAAUUGUGUACUUAUGAUGCAGUUAUCAGUAGCAUACUUUGACCUCUUAUGUUCAUUGAAAUUUGUAUUUCAUUUGUCUAAUUAAAUAGUGUACCAUAUUUACCAUGUCAUGUAACAUGAGAUAAGCCUGUGCAUUACCAGUACUAUUAUCGCCUAACAGCAUUCUUGAUCCAAAUUAUUACUAAAAUUUAGUGUAAAACUAUUCAUUCCUUUACCAAAUUUACAAAUUACUUUAUUCAUAUAACAGCAAUUAGUACUAAGUUAGGCUUAAUUACUAUUUCAUCUAGAGGUUUCUGACACUACUGAUUAUCACUUCUCUCUUUUGUUUUUGUGUAUUGCUUUCUGCAAAUUAAUUUCUCCCAAAUCCAUAUUUGACUGAAUAAGUUAGGACUCCUUUUGGAUGAUGUCCAAACAGAGUUAAUGCAAAAAUGGAAUGUAGGGUGAUUAUUUGGUUUUGUUAAUUAGAAGCUCUUGAAAGGGUAAGGUUAAUGUUUUCACUCAUUGAUACCCAUGAUUCUCUCCCAGGAAACCAUUGUGGCAAGAUGGAAAUCGUACUGUGCAUCCGAGGUUUUGUUCAUGAUCAUUUUGAAGUGCCAUUCAGUGUCUAAUUACAAACCAUAGAUUUGUUAAUGAAUGACAGUUUUUGAUGUAUAUAUGCAUAGUAUAUAUGUAUAUUAUCUUUGCUUCUAAUAGGGAACUACACACAAUCCUAUUUUGUGCAGUGCGGGAAAUGACCCGAGUUAGUCACUUUUCCUCUGAAUUGUGAAAUCCUCGUAUACUAAUGACUGGGGGUCUCUGUUUUAAACUUGUGAAUCAACUGUUUUCUCCACUGAUGAUGUCUUAUUGAUAUUGAGAAGCUAAGCCUUUCACCAGAAUGAAGAGUACUGAUCUAGAAACACGGAAAUCUCCCAGGUAGUCUGGCGCUGUAUUUUCUGCAAGCAUAGCUUUGGCAGGUUUUAUGCGGUACAAGUCCCUUUGUGAUUUUCAAUUAAGAUUAGUGAGAAUGAAUUUAUCUCUUUCUUUGUAUAUAAAGACAUUCCAUUGACUUUCAAGCUAGUUUUACAUGUUUAUUUGCUUUGAUAAAUCAUAGUUUUAUGCAGUUUAUAAUUGCUUGUAUAGUUCACUAUUACUCUCUAGUCCAUGUCAGUAUUUUAAUUUACUUGUUUUGCAACCCUCUGUUCUUCCAUCUCCAUGUUUUAGAGUUAUUAUGCAUCUCAACUUUUCUGUCAAGAAACGUAUCUGUAAUUUCCCGUGCAGUUAGGCCCCAUUUUUUCACUUUGUCCUCCCAUAUUUUUCCCUUAUGUUUGUCGAGUUAUUCAAGAUAACCUGUUCCCUUUACGUUUGCUCUUACACGAGAACCCAGCUGCCUUAUAUUGGUACCCUUGAUAGACAGUAUCCAGUAAUUAGUAAUACUUGCAUACCUGCUGGUGGAUGGCAUGCAUUUUUAGGUUGGUGUGUUCCUAUGCAUUGGUGGUUGUACUGCUGUGAAUAAAAAAUCCAGAGCUGGCAUCACAUUUGUUUGUUUUCAUAAGAUGCUGUUUCUUUUGUAUUUUUGCAGGAUGCAUAGGAAUUUGUGGAUUUUAGACUUGUUCCUUAUGGAUUUUUGCUCAUUUAGAAUAAAAUUUCUUGGAAGUGCUUUUCAUUCCGUAUUGUUAUCUACAUGUUCUUUUUUUCUUGAUAUAACUCCUGCUACGUAUGUUAAUCAGGACAUGAUGUUCAGCUACGCUGAGUGAAUGUCAUCUUGGACCCAAACUGAGUAGAAUAUUUGUGCAGUGCUCAGUUUCUCAGUUUCUGGAAGGAAGACUCUUUGUUAAGGUGUUUUUCUGAAGAAUUUUGGAGUUAACUGAAGGAGAAGUUACCACAGUCAUGAAUCCACAUCUGUGGUUCUAACCUUUCAAAUUGGUUUAUGAAUCUGUUUCCCUUCUGGAUCAAAAGUGUAGUAUCUUCUGAUUAUUAACAAAAUUAAUAAUUGCUCAUAUAAUUUCUUAAAUUAGAAUGGUUACUUUGUAUGUGUAGGAAGUUUUGGCUUCCUUGAAUCAUCAUAUGUUGGUACCAUACUGUUCACGCAUUACUAAGUGUCUUUAUUUGACCUCAGAGUCAUCUGAUUCAUAAGUGAGCUAGUAACCUCUCUUUUUGAGGCACUGGAGAUUACAGAGUUGUAACUGACAAAUUCUCGUUAUCUGUCAUUCUCAGAGAAGUUCAUGGAAGGCAGGUCACGAUCUUUUGUUCGCUUGAUCAUGAGCAAACUCCGUUGCCCUUAUUGCAACUUGUCAGUGUCAAGUGACAGUGCUGUAAUAGCUUGUUUCUGAAUGUGUUAUCUCCUGAAUCUUUUGCAAAGUCAUAAAGGGUAAAAUGGGUACUUAUUAAGGAUGUGUAAAUGUUCAUUCAUGAUAUAUUCACUUUUAUCUUUGUUAUUCACAUCGAGGGAACAUUUCUUAUAGCACCAGUUGACCAGUAUUACUACCAGGAAUGUUAAAAGGUAUACUGUCCAACUCUUUGUCACUUUUCUUACUGAUUGGCAUCAGUCAACUUGAAGUUUCUUUCUGGGUUGGGUAUCUGCUGUAGACAUGAAUCUUCAGUUGCAGAGAUAUGAAUUAUGUUGUAUCGCAUUGUCUUCAUCAAGCGAUUGAGUUGGAUUAAGGGUUGUGUAAAACUAUGGGUUUAUGACUUAAAAAUUAAGAGUUUGUUAUUCAUAAUGUCAAACUUGUAUUCUUUAUUGAAAUACUGCAUUUUGAGAUUGCUUUGCUUGCUUCACAUGAUGAUAGAAAAAAAUCCUUCCCCAGGUGUUUGUGUACACCAUAAGUAUAUGAAAGUGCCUGGAAAGGAUUCUUUUUCAUCUAUCAGAAUGUAGUGUUUGUUAUACAGUAUGGGCAUCACAUACUUUGAGUGGUCAUGUUACAUUUUGAAAGUAGUAUUACACGUAUCUUUUGUUUUGAUGAUUAGUGAUGUUAUAAUUACUAAUACAGAAAUAAAAGAUUAAUUUACAUUGCAGCUUUCUGUUUUACAAAUAAAUGCAUGUAUAUACAUAUACUAUAUAUUAAGGCAUAUGUCAUUUCAACCUAUAUAUUCGCUGCAGCUGUUAUUGUGUUAUGAUACAUGUUAUUCCAUAGUCUAAUUAUAUUUGCUGUACAUCACACAAAAUUGGGUACCAUAUCAUGAAGUUUUGAUUUCUCUCUGAAAUAAUUCAGUGGUUAGGUUAAUCUACUUAAUUACACUAAUAACAUUAUGUUUUUCAUUGUGAUCGAGAACACUUACGUCAAAAUAAUAUUCAAGGGUACCUUUUUCUCAGUUUUGUCACACCCCAGGCCAGUGCGCAGUGCUUGCUAGGUGGUGGUCAGGAAGAUUUUCAAGUUAACAUGAACCUUGACAUUUUGUUAUAUUUGUGCUACUGAUGAUGAGGCAGACCACCUGCACCUAUUGUCAUUGUAUAUUUAUAGUAGAAUAUCAUGUAUUUAAAUGGUUAAGUUAUUCUAAUACACUUAGCGUCAGCACAUUAACUUUUGAUGUAACAUGCUGUAAAUGAAGAGCAUGGUAGCUAGGGCUAUUUUCAAAUGAUCGUGUAUGAGGUAGUAUUUAUUUUCCUGUCAAUAAUAAAUCUUUUGUGUGAUUUUUUUUUUGGAGGUUUCAAAUAAAGAAAUGUGAAAGGCAGACGCAGUGUAUGUACUGUAAUAGAAUAUCAAGAUAUAUUUGUUGGAUAAAGGAAUGUGGUGUGGAGCUCAGUUGCAUCUUUUUACAGUCAUUCUAUGCAUACUGAUGAUAGAUUACUGUGUGAAGUAAUGAGAUGAAUAUUAUCUUCAGUUGCUGACACUGACCAUUUAAAAGUUAUAGUAGUUGUUAACAUACUAACCAUACACUUAGUAUUGCACUGAUUUCUGGUGGAAGUUGAGCUGCUGUUUAGGAAGAACGCAAUAGACUGUUGUAAUCAAAUUUGAGUCUCAAGGUAUUUCAUUAUUGUAUGUAUGUUAUUUAUUCACAGUGAUAUUGGUAAUACGUAUUUGUUUAUUCCCCUCACAUAUCAAGAAAAUUUACAUUGGCAUGUUUUAAAAGACAUUGAUUUCAAAUACUAGAGUCAUGAUUGAAUUGUUGUGCCCAUGGAAAUCAUAUUUAAUUUGAGUAAACAUAGAAUUUGCAUCCAAGUCUUUUGUCAAAGUGUACAACUUCACUUAUAUGCUACAGUUUGUUUUAUUGUAGCUUGCUGACACUAGAUGUUUGGGUGUUUUUCCACUUUGUAUAAUUCUCCUUCACCAUGCAGUGACUGAGACCUUUAGUAAGAAAGGGCAUCGCCCUUUGUUGAAAGAAUAGUAAGGACUUGUGAAGGCAGUCAGUUCCAGCAACUAUGAAGUAUUUUUGUUAAUUUAUGUUGGGAAAACAUUAAAGAAGGGUGUAGCAUUUUCCCAGAGGUUUUACGUCGCUAAGCAACAGCUAUGUAUACGUAUCAUGAUGCUUACAAGUUUAUGGUAUUUUCCUUCUAAGUAAUAAAAUCAAAGGGUGUGAAGAAAUUUUAUAUACGCAGAUGCUAUUGUACUGUAUUUGUGACUCGCAAAUAUCGCAAAUAUAUUCAAUAUUUGUAUAUUGUGUAAGACUUAUGGGAAGGUAUGAAAGUGCCUUGUGUCAUUCUUCCAGUUGUAUUUUUUUUCAAAUCCGCUAGAAAAAGACCAUUUCAACUUGAAUUAUGCUUCAGACUUCUCUGUACUAUAUUAGACAGUUGAAGCAGGCCUCAUUCCCUUUUUCCCUAGAGAAAGGAUGCUGUGGAGUAGACUCAGAUAUUUAUAGAAUUAUAAUGGAAGUGUUUGUUACCUAUUUUGCUACAAGUUUUGCAUAACCAUAUUCAUGAUGUGGCCAGAAGUCUAGUCUGUAAUAUUAAAAACUAAACUCAA
Messenger RNA from Macrobrachium nipponense, 11778 nucleotides. RefSeq names its product ceramide synthase-like. Gene Ontology annotation, biological process: lipid homeostasis. The transcript is spliced from 2 exons. Bases 1144 to 1953 code for a protein of 269 amino acids. Lineage: Eukaryota; Metazoa; Arthropoda; Malacostraca; Decapoda; Palaemonidae. The record is from RefSeq and is a predicted model, not a curated record. Gene Ontology annotation, cellular component: membrane; endoplasmic reticulum.